Messenger RNA from Solanum dulcamara, 1934 nucleotides. Its product is annotated as geraniol 8-hydroxylase-like. The record is from RefSeq and is a predicted model, not a curated record. The coding region runs from base 164 to 1654 and encodes 496 amino acids. Gene Ontology annotation, molecular function: heme binding; iron ion binding; monooxygenase activity. The transcript has 2 exons. NCBI's taxonomy places the organism in Eukaryota, Viridiplantae, Streptophyta, Magnoliopsida, Solanales, Solanaceae.
UUUGAUCCCUAGUCUACCUACGAAGUUUACUGUUAAAAGCUAUGUUACAAAUUAGGAUGGCCUAUUAAUAUGUUGAACUGAAUUAAUAAACAAGUUGUUUUUUCAUUUUGAAUUUGUAAAAUAACUUACUGAGCAUUUACAAGUGCCUUAAUCAUCCAUCAACAUGUAUUACAUAGGCAUUAUAUGUGGAUUAUUAUUACUUUCAUGGACUUUUAUCCAUGGCCGUAAAAAUAAUAAACUUCCACCAGGGCCAAUGCCUCUACCUUUAAUCGGAAAUCUCCACAACAUAUUCGGUGCUCCGCCCUAUAAGUCCAUGGAAAGGCUUGCUAACAAAUACGGCCCAAUAAUCAGCCUCAAAUUGGGCCGAUUACCCACCGUAGUUAUAUCUUCAUCAGCCGCCGCGAAAGAGGCCGUCAAAAAACACGAUUCCGUCUUUUCCAGUAAAACACCCAAAGAUGCAGUCGAAGUUCAUAACCACCAUAAUUUCUCCGUCGUAUGGCUACCGGUCGACAGCACUCGCCGGAAAAAUCUCCGGACGAUAUUGAAUUCGUGUAUCUUCUCUGCAAACAAGCUCGACGCGAACCAGAAUCUGCGGUCCUCGAAGAUCUCAGAACUCAUUGCUUAUUGCCAUCGGUGCAGCCAAAUCAGUGAGGCUGUGGAUUUUGGCUUAGUCGCUUAUGAUAUCGCGAUAAAUGUUUUAUCGAAUACAAUUUUCUCCGCAGAUUUAGUGGAUUUGAGUGCAAAAUCGGAGAAGAAAUUUAAAGAUGUGAUCCGGAGCAUUACAUACCAGAUCGGAAAGUUUAACAUGGUGGAUUACUUCCCUGUGCUGAAAUCGAUCGAUCCUCAAGGGAUAAAUCGAAGCACUUGCGUUAGUUCUGCUAAAAUGUUUCGGAUUUUUGGGGAUUUUAUUGAUGAAAGGUUGGACCAAAGGGAAAAAAACUCGCAGCAGAAAAUCAAAGACGUUUUGGAUAUUUUGUUAAAUAUGAGCGAAGAAAAAGAUGGCAAUGAUAAUAAUAUUGCAAUGGAUAGAAAUCAGAUUGAACAUCUUUGUCUGGAUCUUUUUAUUGCGGGAACUGAUUCAAGUUCCGCUACAUUAGAAUGGGCAAUGCUAGAGCUGAUGAAGAACCCGCACGCAAUGGAAAAGGCUAAAGUGGAACUCGCACAAGUGGUUGGCAAGAAAAAUGCGAUAAAAGAAGCCGAUCUCGUUCGCCUUCCUUAUUUGCACUGCAUUUUGAAAGAGACAUUGCGAAUCCACCCGCCUGUUCCCCUUUUGUCUCGAAAGGCCGAGCAAGAUUUUGAACUUUGUGGCUACUUCGUCCCAAAGGGUUCACAAGUGAUAGUGAACAUAUUUUCAAUUGGUCGUGACCCUGCUAUUUGGAAGGAUCCUUUAGCGUUUAAACCUGAAAGGUUUUGGGGUUCGAAUAAUAUGGAUAUUCGUGGUCAAGAUGAUUUUGAGCUCAUUCCCUUCGGAGUUGGUCGAAGAAUGUGUCCUGCUAUAUCUUUGGCAAUGAGGACCGUUCCCAUAAUGUUGGGUUCGUUGUUGAAUUCAUUUGAUUGGGUUGUUGAAGGCGACAAUGAUUUGGAUGCGGAGGAGAAAAGUGGUCUUAUAGUAAGCAAAUUACGUCCUUUACGACUUGUCCCGAUUUCACUAUAGGACUAUAUAUGGAUCAAAUUGGAAAUGAAGUAUUAUUUCAAUUGGCAUGGAAACAGACAGAAUUUAUGUAAUAAAGUGGAGCCUUGUGUAAUAUUGCAACAUAUAAGCAAGCAUAUUGAGUUUCACAUGGAUGAUGGAUCUUGUAUAUAUUUACCUAAUUUGAUAAAAUAAGCGCCCUCAAUCGCACUUGUUACAUCAAGUAAGUUUCUAGUUAAGUUUACUUUGAGUGGACAUAUGUAUGUAUGAAUGACAUUUGGAGCAGUACGGAAUCUAAACAGGG